Budorcas taxicolor (takin) is the source of this 5184-nucleotide messenger RNA. It is a transcript of the gene PXN, whose product is annotated as paxillin. The transcript is spliced from 15 exons. The coding region runs from base 103 to 3306 and encodes 1067 amino acids. The record is from RefSeq and is a predicted model, not a curated record. NCBI's taxonomy places the organism in Eukaryota, Metazoa, Chordata, Mammalia, Artiodactyla, Bovidae. Gene Ontology annotation, biological process: transforming growth factor beta receptor signaling pathway; substrate adhesion-dependent cell spreading; endothelial cell migration.
CGAGGCUCGCGGCGGAAAAGUUGCGCGGCGGCGAGGAGCGGCCCCGGGACGGGCAGCGAGCGCGACGCCGAGCCGGCUCCCGGCGCCCGCGGCUCCCCCGCCAUGGACGACCUCGACGCCCUGCUGGCGGACCUGGAGUCCACAACCUCUCACAUCUCCAAGCGGCCCGUGUUCUUGUCUGAGGAGACCCCCUACUCCUACCCGACUGGGAACCACACGUACCAGGAGAUCGCAGUGCCCCCCGUCCCACCGCCCCCAUCCAGCGAGGCCCUCAAUGGCACGGUUCUCGACCCCUUAGACCCCUGGCCACCCAGCACCUCCCGAUUCACCCACCAGCAGCCUCAGUCCUCAUCCCCCGUGUACGGCUCCAGUGCCAAGACUUCCAGUGCCUCCAACCCCCAGGACGGCGGCGGGCUCCCGUGUCCCCGAGCCGGCGAGGAAGACCACGUGUACAGUUUCCCCAACAAGCAGAAGUCAGCCGAGCCUUCACCCACCGUCAUGAGCUCCUCCUUGGGCAGCAACCUCUCCGAGCUCGACCGCCUGCUGCUGGAGCUGAAUGCCGUGCAGCAUAACCCCCCGGGUUUCCCUGCAGAUGAGGCCAACUCCAGCCCACCGCUGCCAGGGGCACUGAGCACCCACUACGGUGUCCCAGAGAAUAACAGCUUGCUGGGGGGCAAAGCUGGACCGCUGACCAAAGAGAAGCCCAAGCGGAAUGGUGGCCGGGGCCUGGAGGACUUGCGGCCCAGCGUGGAGAACCUCUUGGAUGAGCUGGAGAGCUCUGUGCCCAGUCCCGUCCCCGCCAUCACUGUGAACCAGGGCGAGAUGAGCAGUCCCCAGCGAGUCACCUCCAGCCAGCAGCAGACGCGCAUCUCAGCCUCCUCUGCCACCAGGGAGCUGGACGAGCUGAUGGCCUCACUGUCGGAUUUUAAGACCAGCUCCUCCUCUGCUGUGGCCUUGAGCUCCUCAGGGCUGCCGCCCGGCUCAGCUCCAUCCUCACACCACAGCCUCCCUACUCCACCUCCUCCCGGGCCCUCUGGAGGCCUGCCACCCCCUCGAAAGCCCUCCCCUCAAGGCCACAGCCACACCCUGGGCGUCCUCUGCACGGAGGACAACGUGGCCCCCGGCCAGCUUGAUUUGGCUGGCUUUGGGGUGAUGCCUGACACCCCCAACUCAAGGUUUCCCUCCACAGAGGGUUGGCCAGGGCCGCUGGGUGUAGAGAGCCAGGCUAGCGUUUGGAGGGAUCCACCAGACCUGGUCGGGGAGCUCUGCAGGGCGCCUCCCGGCCACACUCUACCCUACACUGGGGGCACAGGUCCCCAGGAGCCUGGGGGCCCCCAAGCACCGUCGGCCAACGCUUUGCUCCCGGAAGAGGCGGUGGCUGCCACUUGGCAGGGGCCUUGGGCUCUGGGGGCGCUGAGGCCUGAGCCCCCGCAGGGAGCUGCGCCCAGCUUCCAGGAGGUCACUGAGCCGGCUGUCGUGGUCGUGGACCGUCAGGCCGUCUUCCCGGAUACCUGGAGCCUCACGAAGGAACGUGGAUGGCAGGAGAGGGCAAGGCCAGAGCCAGGGCCACCAGAGAGUGGCCGCCGCACCCCCGUUGAGGAUGAGCAGCUAGGUGGAGAGACACCCUCGGCCGGCGGCCUGGUCAGGCCAGCCCAGGGACCCGAGACCCCCAGGAAGCCAGAGGGCGCCACUGAAGCCGCCACCGAGGCCAGGACGGACCGGCCAGAACUCCCGCGGGCUGUGGCCGUGGACAUGCCCAGCACCACGGAGAGGAUUUCCACAUCUAGCCAGAUCCGCUCGGUGAUCAGGAGGAGCCGGGAGACUGGCCACGCUCACCCCAUGUCCCGGGAGCCCUCCCCUCGCCGCCGGCUGGACCCCGCCACCCUAAGCAGGACUCCGUCCCAGGAGCGGCUCAUCGCCGAGCUGCAGGGUCGGCUGGGCAUCCGGCCGGAGGCAGAGGAGGCCGCGGGGGCCGCGGGGGCCUCCACCGAGGACUGGCUGACCGAGGGCGUCGUCAUCACCGUGCAGCCGCGUGGGAGGCGGGCUGGGGGGCAGCUGGUGGAGAAGGUCGUCUUCCCUCCUGGCUCUCCUCUUCCCCUGCGGAGAACCUUCUCUGUUCUGCCUUCUCCUCUUCCUCUUCCCAGCCCUCUGCUCCAGCACUGCAAAGACGCCUCCUCGGCCAGCAGCUCUCCUCCCCUUCCCAGCCUGCCCCCGCCCUGCGGCCCCUCUGGGGUCCAGAGCACUGGGACGGGGCUGCGGAGAGUCAGUGUGCAGGGCCCUGCCCCUCGCGUGGCUGCAGCCUGCUCCGUGAGGUCCAUAGGCUGCCAGACCGACGAGGAUCCGCUCUUCCCCCCGAUGCAGAUCCAGGGCCUGGAACAGAGAGCGGAUGGCGAGCUGCGCCGGGCGGCUGGCUGGCCUCUGAACGGCAGGCAGAGCGGCCCCGAAGGGCAGGACGUGGGAGGGUUCAUGGCCCAGGGGAAGACGGGGAGCAGCUCUCCCCCAGGGGGCCCCCCAAAGCCCGGAAGCCAGCUGGACAGCAUGCUGGGGAGCCUGCAGUCGGACCUGAACAAACUGGGGGUCGCCACGGUCGCCAAGGGGGUCUGUGGGGCCUGCAAAAAGCCGAUCGCGGGGCAGGUGGUGACGGCCAUGGGGAAGACGUGGCACCCCGAGCACUUCGUCUGCACCCACUGCCAGGAGGAGAUCGGCUCCCGGAACUUCUUCGAGCGGGAUGGACAGCCCUACUGUGAAAAGGACUAUCACAACCUCUUCUCUCCGCGCUGCUACUACUGCAAUGGGCCCAUUCUGGAUAAAGUGGUGACAGCGCUCGACCGGACGUGGCACCCCGAGCACUUCUUCUGUGCCCAGUGUGGAGCCUUCUUCGGGCCUGAAGGGUUCCACGAGAAAGACGGCAAGGCCUACUGCCGCAAGGAUUACUUUGACAUGUUCGCGCCCAAGUGUGGCGGCUGCGCCCGGGCCAUCCUGGAGAACUACAUCUCGGCCCUCAACACCCUCUGGCACCCCGAGUGCUUUGUGUGUCGGGAGUGCUUCACGCCGUUCGUCCACGGCAGCUUCUUCGAGCACGAGGGCCAGCCCUACUGCGAGGCGCACUACCACGAGCGGCGGGGCUCGCUGUGCUCCGGCUGCCAGAAGCCCAUCACGGGCCGCUGCAUCACCGCCAUGGCCAAGAAGUUCCACCCCGAGCACUUCGUCUGCGCCUUUUGCCUCAAGCAGCUCAACAAGGGCACCUUCAAGGAGCAGAACGACAAGCCUUACUGUCAGAACUGCUUCCUCAAGCUCUUCUGCUAGGCGCCCCCGUCCCUCCCUGUGGCCCAUUCCCCGGCCCAGCCUCCUCACUGCUGCUGGGACCCAGAGGCCUCGUCCCGGGGCGGGGGCCGGGGUGGGGGGCGGUGGCGAAGGGGCCAACCCGACUGAAACUGGAACCGCGUCCUUGGCGAUGACGAGAGGGCCCUGAGGGGUCCUGCCUGCUUCUCUUGCCCUCUGCCAGCGCCUCUGGGCCGCCUUCCUCCUCCCGAGGCUCCCCCAGGCUGCCAGCCCGUCACCCUCCCCCGAGGCAGAGGUUGAAGGGUCCCACCUGCGUCCCCACGAGCCCACCUGGCCAAGCCAGCACCCCACACUGGAGCCAUCUCUUACUCGUAUUUUGGCAGUGGAGCUGGGGAUGGGGAGGGCAGGCAGGGUCAGACGGGGGCCUCUUUGCAUCCUUAUCCCCAACCCCAACCUCGUCAGCCUUGUUCUGAGAGUACCGAGGGGACGCCAGCUCCCCCCAGACAAUGCCAGCAUCCAUCCAACCCAUCCACCCAAGGGCGGAUGUGCCCACGGGGCCAUGGAAGGUUCCUUGUGUGCCUCCUGCCCUUCCUGUCUCUUCAGGCCUGGGCAGCUCCCCCCAACACCUGCACCCCCGUCCCAACGCCCCCCCCCCGACUGCUCUGGUUCUACUGAGAAAGGCCUCUCCAGCAAUAAUGUUUUCUACUCACUUCCUCCGUCUCCUGGGGCCGCGUGAGGUGGCGAGUGUCACCCCGUUGCCCAGACACUGUACUGACUUUGAUAGUUUUCUACACUGAGGUUUGAAUUCAUAUCGUCUGAGUUGCUUUUACUUCUCUAUACAAAACUGAAGAGAUUUUACAGACAUCUUUUGUACUCCCCCCGCAUGCACCGCAGUGGCUGCGGGAUAUGCGGGGCCUGCCUUGUACUGAAGGCUCGGGGCGGGGAAGCAAUUCAUGUUUUUUUUUUUUCUUAGCACAAGCAGGUGAAAACGGGGAGCAGCUCUGUUGACUCCCCAUCUUUAACUUCACAGCUCACCGGGACUGUUUUUAUAAACUGCUGUAUUUCGAACCCCCUUCCUUACUUCCCAGGCCAGCAAGCUUUUCACUGAAACCCACCUGAAGGGUGUCUGGCCCUGUGGGGCCGAGAAUCCCAAACCUCAUCCGUCCUGUUUCUGAGUGGGGAGAGAGGGGGACGUCCACUCUGGGGGUGCCCCUUCCCUGUGUAAGCUGUUAGGAGCGUUCACGCCCCUGUGAACUUUCUGGCCCCAAAGAGAACAUUCUUGUAACAUGCUACUGUGGGGGUCCUUUCUUCUGCCUCCUCAGGAAAGCUGGGAUCUGAUUUUGACCGUUAGUCUUGUUGAUUCCACUGGGUGCAUCCCUUCCCCAAACUUCCUGCCUCCCCUGGAGACUGGUGGUGGCCCCCUGAUAGGAUUCUGGGCAGAGGGACAGGAUCCCGCCAAAGCAACAGGGAGCCCCCUGAGGAUGAGACAGGCAGGGCUGGGGUUCCGGGUCAGUGGAACUGGGGCUCCAGUGGGGUCUUAAGUGAGGACAAGCCAGACCCACUGCACUAACCUCAUCAGAGGCUGGGUGUCCUGAGCCUCUCAAGAGGGGAAGGGGGUCCCUCCUUGGAGGCGGGGCAGGGAGCAGCCUGGGUGUGGGGAGGUCAGCCAGGCCCAACCACAGGUCUGAUGUCUCCACUUCUACUCUUAGGCCUUAUUGCUCUGUUUACAGUGACCCACCCCAGGCCCCUCCCCUAGAGGAUUUGGGGCUUCCAGAGGUUCUACCCUCUGGGUCGAUGGUUAUUUGAUGAUUUGAUUUUUAAUUUUUUUUUCCCCUGUAAACUUGUAACCUGGCUUUUUCCCAUUUUAAUUCCUGUGAUUUAUGCCAAUAAAGUUUGCCAUUA